Molecule: messenger RNA, 1299 nt
Organism: Danio aesculapii
Lineage: Eukaryota; Metazoa; Chordata; Actinopteri; Cypriniformes; Danionidae
Exons: 6
Coding region: 41-961 (306 amino acids)
Source: RefSeq, a predicted model, not a curated record
GUACGUGUGCAGAAGAGUCACAGACACUGAGCACAUCAACAUGGUUUUGAAACGGAUUACAGACUAUCUUUUGUUUUGGACUUUAAUUCAUCUUUCAAAUACAGAUGCGGAGAAAGUUAUCAAAGCAGUGGAAGGAGCGACUGUCCAUCUGCCCUGCCAUUUACCUCCUAAAGACAGUCAACAAGUUACAGUAGACUGGAGCAUAAAUACAGCCAGUGGCUAUUCUAUGUGUACAUGGAACAUUAAUAUGUCCAACUCUCUUGUAUUUCCUUUAAAAAACUGCUUAUCUAAUUUAACAUUAACCAGUAAGCCUAUUAGAUUAGAGAUAAAAAAUGUUCAGCCUGGUGACUCUGGUAAAUACAGCUGUAAAACAACUAGAGUAAUUCCACCACCUGCACUGGACAAUAACUCAUCUCUGAAUCUCCAAGUAGCAGGUCUGUUCCUGAAGCGACUGAACAGCACUAAUGACAGCUGUGUUCAUCUGCUCUGCUCUCUGGACUCUGAGCUGGCCGACUUCACCUGGAGUCGAGGAGGUCAAAUGUUACCACAUGUGUCUACAUUAAAUUACAAUAAUAGUGAACUGCAUCUGUGCAAACCUGACUGGAGUGAAGGAGACACAAUCACCUGUCACGUCAGCUACUCAGGAACCCAAACGCAAAAAAGCAUCAAUUUCAAUAGUUCAAAAGAUCUCAACCCUUGCACUGGAGUUGGCGUAUGCACGCUUACAACCUCCUUUUCUUCAGUCCCUCUUGAUCUGGUGAUCUACACAGGCUGUGGUGCCACGGGUCUCAUCCUCUGCAUCAUUCUCCCUGUUGUUGUUUGCAAAUGCCGAAAGCGAAAUGAAAGUGGAUCUUUAGUGUUCAGCAACAAAGUUUACGAGAACUUCAGUUUCGCUAUGUCUCGUCAGAACAUACAAUCCAAUGAUAAACCACAAACAGAAGAAUGUAUCUAUGAGAACUAACAUCAGCUGCGUUCACAACCUUAGCUUGAAGCCGGAUGGGUUAAAAGGCUAUGUGAAGUAGGCUACAGUGUGUUAUGUGGUUUUGCUAAAAUGUGAAGCUCUGUAUUUUUAAAGAACUGUCUUUAUUGACUGAAAAAAAACUGUAAGCAAGCACUUUUAUCAGGAAUGUAACUGUGUUCUCAUUGUAUUUACUAUUUACAAUUGUGUGGUGGUUUAAAUAAUAAUUAUUGGACAGGCCUUCAUAUCUGUGGGUAUUAGAUGAAAUGCUGGGGCGUUAUUAAAAUCUCUCCCUGUACUUUUAGUGUAUUUUAUUUGUACUAGUUAUAUUGUAAUUUUAA